AUGGUGAACCCGGGAAAGCGGAUGCACAUAUUGCAAGCCCUACUCGCAUUACGACAUGGCCCAGGAGCAGCAAUAUUACCACCCGAGAUCACGCGGAUACAUUUGGACUUUGCAUUGAAGUGGAAUGACGGACACUUGGGACCGAGGAAAUUUUGGAAGACCUGUCUCCCACGUCUAAAAUUCUGGAACCCCGCGAUACCCAUGCUCGUAAACCGAACGUCAGAUCAAUCAGCCCCGGCCAAGAUGUCCAUCUACUUCCGACAAGCUUCGCUGGACUCCAAUACCCCUUCUGCCCUAACCACCAAGCUUACACCCAGCACCCGAGCCCGAGGAAGGAGAGAGCGUGUCGUGACGAUAGACAUGAAAAACGUGCACUCGGAUGAGAUCCUCAGCGAAUUCAUGACCAAGACUGGUGCCACUCUCAUCCAUCCAACACCCGACGAGCAAGUCGAGAUGCGGCAAAUCGAAGAACUUAACGAGAAGGCUGCCAUCGACCGAUCAAUCAUGAAGAAGUAUAUCGACGAUGUGAAGCGCGAGGAGCGCAUACUGGCUAUAGCUCGCCAAGAAGCCGAUGCUAUCAAGAUGGCCAACGAUUAA
Molecule: messenger RNA, 597 nt
Organism: Daldinia childiae
Lineage: Eukaryota; Fungi; Ascomycota; Sordariomycetes; Xylariales; Hypoxylaceae
Product: putative 50s ribosomal protein mrp49 protein
Exons: 4
Coding region: 1-597 (198 amino acids)
Cellular component (GO): mitochondrion
Molecular function (GO): structural constituent of ribosome
Source: RefSeq, a predicted model, not a curated record